CCUACUUUUUAUUCUACCUAUACACUCUCCUUUAUAUUCCUUCUCUCAUCAAUUCCACAACUUAUUCUUCACUUCUCUCUGACAAAAUGGUACAAUCAAACAAGUUCAGAGGUGUCAGGCAACGCCAUUGGGGCUCUUGGGUUUCUGAGAUUCGCCACCCAUUACUGAAGAGAAGGGUAUGGCUGGGGACAUUUGAUUCUGCGGAGGAGGCGGCUCGAGCCUACGACGAGGCUGCGAUACUGAUUAGAGGCCCCAAUGCUAAAACAAACUUCCCAGUGACUGAGGCAGCUGCCAAUGAAAACUCUCCGUUGACAUCUUCUUCCAGAACUCUUUCCGCAAUCUUGAGUGCGAAGCUUCGCAAGUGUUCUAAGUCGCCGUCUCCGUCUCUUACCUGUCUAAGGCUUGACACUGAGAACUCUCAUAUUGGAGUAUGGCAGAAGAGAGCCGGGGAACGUUCCGAUUCCAAUUGGGUCAUGACGGUGGAGCUCGGGAAGAAGGAGGAGCCGGCGGCGGUGGUGUCGCCGGAGCCAAAAGUGGGAGGUGGGCUGGAAGAAGAGGAGAAGGUGGCACUGCAGAUGAUAGAGGAACUCUUAAAUGGGAAUUAACCUUGCACUAUGGAUAUCAUUCACAUGGGGUUUAUCCUUAACUAGGAGCUUCCAUGUGCAGUCCUCCUCACUGCUCUAGUAUUUGAUUUUUCUUUUUUUAACUAGUGCCUUGUGGAAUAAUUGGGUACUGAAGGAGGGGUAUAAAUGUUAUAUAUAUAUAUAUAUAUAUAUAUAUAUAUGUACGUAGAUGCAGAUAUUGGUGCUGCUUCUCUUCUAAUUUCUAUGUGGAAUAUAUAUAUAUAUAUAUAUUGAGUUAUGGCAGAAGAUUUAUGUA
Messenger RNA from Cornus florida, 879 nucleotides. Its product is annotated as ethylene-responsive transcription factor WIN1-like. Gene Ontology annotation, biological process: regulation of DNA-templated transcription. NCBI's taxonomy places the organism in Eukaryota, Viridiplantae, Streptophyta, Magnoliopsida, Cornales, Cornaceae. The transcript has 2 exons. The coding region runs from base 87 to 605 and encodes 172 amino acids. The record is from RefSeq and is a predicted model, not a curated record. Gene Ontology annotation, molecular function: DNA-binding transcription factor activity; DNA binding.